Molecule: messenger RNA, 1177 nt
Organism: Olea europaea var. sylvestris
Lineage: Eukaryota; Viridiplantae; Streptophyta; Magnoliopsida; Lamiales; Oleaceae
Product: agamous-like MADS-box protein AGL11
Exons: 2
Coding region: 149-1072 (307 amino acids)
Biological process (GO): positive regulation of transcription by RNA polymerase II
Molecular function (GO): DNA-binding transcription factor activity, RNA polymerase II-specific; RNA polymerase II cis-regulatory region sequence-specific DNA binding; protein dimerization activity
Source: RefSeq, a predicted model, not a curated record
UCGGUUUUUGCAGAAUUUUGUUUCCAUAUAAAUUCAACACCCACCUCCCCCCAUUAUUCUAUAUAAGAACACAUUCAUUACUUAGAUUAAGGUGUUUGAGAUCGGAGAAUUGAAGCCCAGAAACUCGUAAAGUAGUUUCUUGAUUAAGAUGGGACGAGCAAAACUAACCCUGGAACUUAGAAAUAACCACAAGGCACGCCGUGUAACUUUUGAAAAGAGAAGGAAAGGUUUGGAGAAGAAGGCUCAUGAAUUGUCGACUCUAUGUGGAGUCAAAAUAGGCAUGAUUAUCUACAGGCCAGCCGAAGGUGACGAACCAGUCGAGCCUACAAUUUGGCCUGAAAAUCGUGAAGAGAUUGAAAAUUUGAUCAGCUCCUACAAGAAGAGAUCAGAUGAUGAUUGCAGACAAAAAACCUAUGAUUUGUCAUUUUUCUUCACGAAUAAAGUGAAGAAAGUCCAAGAAGAGCUUGUGAAAACGCGUAACAAGAACAUUGAAACUAAGUACCCAACUUGGGAUGCAUCGUAUGAUAACUUGACAUACGACGAACUGAAACACUUUAGUAGUCUUCUGCAGGCUAAGAUUGAGAAUGUCAAGUCUCGAAUUAAUUUGAUGAAUCAGAAUCAAAUGAAUGCUCAAUCAGUUCAAGAAAAUAUAUACGUCUACCAAUGUAAGUUGGAUUAUCAGCAGCAGCAAUCUUUGAUGCCACACGGCUCAUUCAAUAUGGAUGAUCCGAGGCUGAUGAUGAUGCCAAUGAAUGAUGGUGCAUCGAGUAGUAGCAGCAACUAUAUAUAUAAUGCUGAAGAUACUUACGGAAAUUAUACGUAUAGCAAUGGUGGUGAAAUCCGGGGCAAUUAUAUUGGCAGUGAAAUCCCAGUUUCCCAUGGUUUAGGGUUCGGGAUACUCGACAAUGUUCCUUUUCCCAAUGCUGAAAUGUGCUGUUAUUUGCCAAACUUGUAUCCAAUGCCUCAGUACAAGCAGUUUCCUGUGUUUUCAAGUCCUACCCUUCAACUGCAAGUGGCUAACACUGAAGAUUAUCGUCAAAGGCAUGAUUUUCAGCUCCUCAAUCCAAUGUAGAAGAAACUUUUGAUGUGAAAUUUAUUUCAGGAUUUGCUGGUUACUUUAGACUCAUUAACUGGACAGUCCAGUAUAGUACCGAUUUCGAUCUAUGUAUCAACUUAA